AUGACCGACAACCGGAGCAAGUUUGUAAAGUACAUUGAAUCGCACCAGCAAGACCUGAUCAAUAUUUUGGCCGAGGCAAUUGCUAUUCCUAGUGUUUCUGGUGACGCGUCCUACCGCCCCGAGGUGCUGCGCAUGGGCAAGUGGCUCCACGAAAAACUUGGCGCACUUGGCGCACAGACGGAGCUGUUUGAGCUUGGCCGCCAGAACUUGGACGGACAUGAUAUCGAACUCCCCCCCGUGAUUGUGGCCAAGUAUGGAAACGAUCCGGCAAAGAAAACUAUUCUUGUGUACGGUCACUACGAUGUGCAGCCCGCACUCAAAUCCGACGGCUGGGACACGGAGCCAUUCUCGCUGCAUGUGAGCGAGGCUACCGGAAAGCUUGUGGGCCGCGGCGCCACCGACGACAAAGGCCCUGUUCUUGGCUGGUUAAACGUGAUUGAGGCACACAGAGCACUUGGCCUAGAUUUACCAGUCAAUCUCCAGCUUUGUCUAGAGGGUAUGGAAGAGAGUGGUUCUGUCGGGUUGGAUGAAUUUGUUGAGCGCAAUGCCAAGACGUUGUUCAAAGACGUGGAUGCCGUGUGUAUUUCAGACAACUACUGGCUUGGCACAACGAAGCCGUGCAUUACGCACGGACUCCGCGGUGUUGCCUACUUUAAGCUUACCGUGCACGGCCCGGCUGCAGACCUGCACUCAGGCGUGUUUGGUGGCAUGAUCCACGAGCCCAUGACUGAUCUGGUCCACGUAAUGGCUUCCCUUGUCACGCCCGAUGCUAAAAUUGCCAUCCCUGGUAUCUACGACCAGGUUGCGCCGCUCACACCCGAGGAGCGCAAGCGUUUCGAAGUCAUGGAAUUCUCUAUUUCUGAUGUGGACAACUCGACUGGAAGCAAGUCUACGGUGAGUGAGGAUAAGGUGGAGGUGCUUAUGAGCCGCAUGCGCUACCCCAGCUUGAGCCUGCACGGCAUCGAAGGCGCAUUUGCCGAACCCGGUUCCAAGACCGUCAUUCCAGCCAAAGUUACGGGCAAGUUUAGUAUCCGACUUGUGCCCGACAUGGAGCCCGAAACUUGUGUGGAUUGUGUGCGUAAGCACGUCGAGUCCGAAUUUGCCAAAUUACACUCGAAGAACACGAUUAAGCUCGAGCCCGAUCAUCCGGGCAAACCAUGGACCGUGGAUCCAAACCACUGGAACUACGAGGCGGCAACCCGUGCAACCGAGUUGAUUUACGGCGUGAAACCAGACCUCACUCGCGAGGGUGGCUCGAUUCCCAUUACGCUCACGUUUGCCGAUGCGCUCGGAAAAAAUGUGCUGCUUUUGCCCAUGGGCCGCGCAGAUGACGGCGCACACUCUACUAACGAAAAGCUUGACCUGAGCAAUUAUGUUAAAGGCACAGAGCUUUUGGGCACAUACCUGUACGAAGUUGCGUAA
Messenger RNA from Malassezia vespertilionis, 1422 nucleotides. RefSeq lists its product as uncharacterized. The record is from RefSeq and is a predicted model, not a curated record. The transcript has a single exon. Gene Ontology annotation, biological process: proteolysis. Gene Ontology annotation, molecular function: metallodipeptidase activity. The coding region runs from base 1 to 1422 and encodes 473 amino acids. Lineage: Eukaryota; Fungi; Basidiomycota; Malasseziomycetes; Malasseziales; Malasseziaceae.